CGCAGUAAAACCCAAAAAGCCAAUACAAGCUUUCCACGUGUCGCAUUUCGGCGUGCCAAAUUCAACGGCUUAGAUGAUCUCUUUAAAAACAAUGAUCGCCAAAUCCAACGGUUCAAACCGCUCCAAAUGGCCACUCCUUGUCUAUAAGAUCCCAUCCUAGUACUCCUCUCUUGGACCCAACUCCCAAAAUGUUGUAAUUUUUCCUUUUUUUCCCCAAUUUUUUCCUUUUUUUUUUUUUACCUCUUUCUCUUUCAAUCUUCAUCUCAGAUCGGAGUUUUCAAUCCCUAAAUCGAUCGUGAAGGAAACCCCAAAUCCCAAAAUCCCUAGUUUUUUUUUUCUCAAGGGAUCGGGAUGGAUCCGAAGAGAAACCCUCAAAUCAAUCGAGGGAUCGUUUCCAGAUCGUUUGGAGCUUCAUCUUCAAGCCAUCAAGGUUUGUUUGGAUCUCGCCCUCCUCCUCCUCCUCCGAAUCACUCAUCUCUACCUUCUUCUUUCCCUUCUUCUUCUCAUCCUCUUCUCCCUCUCCCCACCCCCGAACCGGCCAUCGGGAUCCCGAUCAAGCCCCGGGAAGCACCUCAGCAGCACCAGAAGAAGCCGAGACCGGCGGCGAAGAGAGACGAUCGGUGGAAGCGAGAACCCGCGCCGCAGAAGCCGAUCGAGAAGGCUGAGGGCGAUGGCAGCGCUGCCGUCUUUGAUGGAUCGCUCUACUCCGUCUCGCCUCCUCCCAGUAGCCUGCCUCUUCCGAGGUUCUCGAUCACGAAGCCAAAGGCGGUGCCGGCACAGCCGGUCGCCUCCUGCGUCGCUGAAGCCAUCGUUGUCGGUGCCGGCGCCGGCGCCGAUGAUGGCGCCACCGCCUCAGAUGAUCUCCGCCGCCUUCUUCGCCUCUAGUGUGUGUGUGUGGAUAAGUUGUUUCUGCGUCACUAUUUAAGACGUGAAAGAAACGAACAGGUGUUUGAGAAGUAUUUGUUUGUUACACUUGUACAGUUGUUCCGCAGGUGCAUCUGAAACGGCAACAGUUGUUUUUUCUCUGUUGUUGUUGUUGUUGUUUUUUAAAUUUUUUUUUUAAUAUUUUCUCACCUUUUAAUUUUUUUUUUUCUGUUAAGGUGAGAGAUAGUUAAUGGCUGGUGGCUGUGUCUUUAUAUUGUCUAAUUUUCUGGGAAAAAAUUAUAUGUUAUGUUAUUUAUAAAAUGGUUGGAGUUUUUUAA
Molecule: messenger RNA, 1202 nt
Organism: Dioscorea cayenensis subsp. rotundata (Guinea yam)
Lineage: Eukaryota; Viridiplantae; Streptophyta; Magnoliopsida; Dioscoreales; Dioscoreaceae
Product: vegetative cell wall protein gp1
Exons: 1
Coding region: 352-885 (177 amino acids)
Source: RefSeq, a predicted model, not a curated record